AUGGACAUCAAGUUUUGCAAGACCAACCUCCUCAUUGAGCACAAGGAGUUGGAUGGGAGGUUCCAAUUCAAGUUCACACAUCCAUUGGCUGGACCCUCCAAGCUUCUCCUGCCUAACCCAGAGCUCACCACAGUUGUAGGGAGGAGCCUGAGCUCGAUCGAGCUGAGGAUCGAGCUGAGGAUCGAGCUGAAUAUCAGGUCCAGGAGCGCUGAUUUGGGUGAGCCUGAGUGCUACUACUUUGAGGAGUAUGAGGCUCCAAGGAUGAACCCCUCUGUUGUGGCUGCCCACAAGAGGAUUGGACUUCUCCAAAAGUUCAACAAAUGGCAAGGGAAAGCCAUGAGAAGAUGCAAAAGUCCAUGGACAAGAUGGUGA
Messenger RNA from Microthlaspi erraticum, 372 nucleotides. Lineage: Eukaryota; Viridiplantae; Streptophyta; Magnoliopsida; Brassicales; Brassicaceae. The record is from the annotation of a GenBank genome assembly.